AUGACGUUUUUUGACCUUUGUUUUAAAUUUCUUUCUUUUUCCUUCUUUCUAUUUGACAUAUUAUUCUACUUUUCUCUUUUUGUUGCUAUUAGAAAUCUCCAAAUCCUUUUUUUACUUUUUUCUUUUUUACAAAUCUUCUUCUUUCUUUUUUUCUACCUUUCUUUCUUUCUACAAAUCCUUUUCUUUCUAAAAUUUCUUUUCUUUCUUUCUUUCUACAAAUCCUUUUCUUUCUUUCUAAAAUUUCUUUCUUUCUUUCUACAAAUCCUCUUCUUUCUUUUUUCUAUCUAUCUUUCUUUCUUUUUAAAAUUUCUUUUCUUUCUUUCUUUCUUUCUUUCUUUCUUUCUUUCUUUCUUUCUUUCUUUCUACAAAACCUUUUCUUUCUUUCUUUCUUUCUUUCUUUCUACAAAUCCUCUUCUUUCUUUCUUUCUUUCUUUCUUUCUUUCUACAAAUCCUUUUCUUUCUUUCUUUCUUUCUUUCUUUCUUUCUACAAAUCCUUUUCUUUCUUUCUUUCUUUCUUUCUACAAAUCCUUUUCUUUCUUUCUUUCUUUCUUUCUUUCUUUCUACAAAUCCUUUUCUUUUCUUUCUUUCUUUCUUUCUUUCUUUCUACAAAUCCUUUUCUUUCUUUCUUUCUACAAAUCCUUUUCUUUCUUUCUUUCUUUCUUUCUACAAAUCCUUUUCUUUCUUUCUUUCUUUCUUUCUUUCUACAAAUCCUUUUCUUUCUUUCUUUCUUUCUUUCUUUCUUUCUUUCUUUCUUUCUUUCUUUCUUUCUUUCUACAAAUCCUCUUUCUUUCUUUCUUUCUUUCUUUCUUUCUACAAAUCCUUUUUUCUUUCUUUUCUUUCUUUCUUUCUUUCUUUCUUUCUUUCUUUUCUUUCUUUCUUUCUUUCUUUCUUUCUUUACAAAUCCUUUUCUUUCUUUCUUUCUUUCUUUCUACAAAUCCUCUUCUUUCUUUCUUUCUUUCUUUCUUUCUACAAAUCCUUUUCUUUCUUUCUUUCUUUCUUUCUAGAAAUCCUUUUCUUUCUUUCUUUCUUUCUUUCUACAAAUCCUCUUCUUUCUUUCUUUCUUUCUUUCUUUCUUUCUUUCUUUCUUUCUACAAAUCCUUUUCUUUCUUUCUUUCUUUCUUUCUUUCUUUCUACAAAUCCUUUUCUUUCUUUCUUUCUUUCUUUCUACAAAUCCUCUUCUUUCUUUCUUUCUUUCUUUCUUUCUUUCUUUCUUUCUACAAAUCCUUUUCUUUCUUUCUUUCUUUCUACAAAUCCUCUUCUUUCUUUCUUUCUUUCUUUCUUUCUUUCUACAAAUCCUUUUCUUUCUUUCUUUCUUUCUUUCACUUGUUUGUAAAUUUUGUUCUUUUCUUGUGUCAUUCUGUUUUAUCUUUAAACUUCAUUCCCUUUGUUUUUUUUUCUUUGGUUUUAUUUCUUGCUCUUUCUGUCAAAUCUUACUCUUUCUUUCUUCCUUCCUUCACAGGUUACUCAUCCAUUUCUUUCUUAUUCAUCCAAUUCACUUUCUUUCUUUUUUUCUUUCUCCGUUUUCGUCUUGCUUGCUCUUUUUGUCAAGCCUCUUUUCUUUUCUUUUCUUUCUUUCUUUCUUUCUUUCUUUUCAUGCUAUGGCAUGUUUCUUUCUUUCUCCAAAAGUUAUUUUAUUUUUUAAAUUUUGCUUCAAAAUUCUUUAGCGAUUCAUCUUCUUAUUUGUAUGCCGAUAAUCGUUCUGUCGAUUCUUUCCCUUCUUACGUUUUUCUUUUCUUUCUUGGAAUAGAGACGGGAAGGAAAUCAGCCGAUGAGUUCUACUCCGUUAAUAUCUAUCUAUCUAUCUAUCUAUCUACGUUAAUUUUGUUUCUAUCUAUCUAUCUAUCUAUCUAUCUAUCUAUCUAUCUAUCUAUCUAUCUAUCUAUCUAUCUAUCUAUCUACGUUAAUUUUGUUUCUAUCUAUCUAUCUAUCUAUCUAUCUAUCUAUCUAUCUUUCUAUGUAUCUAUCUAUCUAUAUCUUAAUAUUCAGAUAUCUAUCUAUCUAUAUCUAUCUCAGUUUUUCUUUCUUUCUUUCUUUCUUUGUCUUAUUUAUAUUAUGUCUAUAUUUCUUUCUUUUUCUUUGUUCUUUUCACUUUUAAUCCGUUUUUUAUCACGUCAUUCGUUUUCUUUCUUUCUUUUUCUUUCUUUCUUUUUUCUUUUUCCUUUAUUUUCCUUUUCAUUUAUAUUACGUCUUUCUUUUUUCUAUUCUCUUCACUUUUUUUUAUCCUUUUCUGAAUCAUUCGUUCCGUUUCUUUAUUUAUUUACCGUAUAA
Acanthosepion pharaonis is the source of this 2268-nucleotide messenger RNA. The record is from the annotation of a GenBank genome assembly. Lineage: Eukaryota; Metazoa; Mollusca; Cephalopoda; Sepiida; Sepiidae.